AUCGCGUUUUCUUACUUUUCCUUCAACAACACCCAUCCCCCACCAUCAUCCGUACCUCUUUGGUUCUUCAUUCACGCACAGGAUUAAAGAUGGCUGAACCUAUUCCAAACAAGAAGGCUGACCUUUUAGGUGCUCCCACUCCACAGAACACACCUGCCAACACUGCGCCCAUUUCUUCUCGUGCUCAGCAGCCCAAUAUCGCAAGCAUCAAAGAAGAGGAUCUCGACCGUGCCGCAGCAGCUUCUAUCUUCGCCCAGAACCCAAAGCUUGUCUCCAUGAUUCAAGGAAAACUCGGUUCGCUCAUCGGCCGGUCGUCUGGCUACAUCGAGUCGCUUCCCGCCUCUGUUCGCCGCCGGGUUGCUGGUCUCAAAGGAAUCCAGAAAGAACAUGCCAAGCUUGAAGCUCAGUUCCAGGAAGAGGUGUUCCAGCUAGAGAAGAAAUAUUUUGCAAAGUUCGCGCCACUCUAUCAGAAGCGUGCGACCAUCAUCAACGGCCAGGCUGAGCCCACCGAAGAAGAAGUCGAAGUUGGCAAGGCUGGUGAGGAAGAAGACCAGGAUGAGGACAAGAAAGCCGAAGAAUCUAAAGAUGAGUCGAGCGACGUUGCUGUCUCUGGUAUCCCAGAGUUCUGGCUCUCUGCUAUGAAGAAUCAAAUCUCCAUCGCAGAGAUGAUCACCGAUAGAGAUGAAGAAGCCCUCAAGAAUCUUACCGACAUUCGCAUGGAGUACCUUGACCGUCCUGGAUUCCGUCUCAUUUUCGAAUUCGGAGAGAAUGAGUUCUUCACAAACAAGACGAUCUCCAAGACCUACUAUUACCAGGAGGAGAGUGGUUACGGUGGUGACUUUAUCUACGAUCAUGCCGAAGGUGAAAAGAUCAACUGGAAGGAGGGCAAGGACCUUACUGUGCGGAUAGAGAGCAAGAAGCAGCGCAACAAGACCACCAAGCAGACUCGUGUCGUCAAGGUCACGGUGCCGACCCAGUCCUUCUUCAAUUUCUUCUCGCCCCCAAAGCCUCCACGUGAAGAAGACGAGGAGGAGGAGGUUCCCGAUGAUAUCGAAGAGCGCCUUGAGCUUGAUUAUCAACUGGGUGAAGAUAUCAAAGAGAAACUCAUUCCGCGUGCUAUUGAUUGGUUUACCGGAGAGGCAAUGCAAUAUGAAGAAUAUGACGGGGACUUUGAGGAGGAAGACUUCGAUGACGACGACGAUGACGACGAUGAUGAUGACGACGAUGACCGAAGAUCGGGUGAUAUGGACGAUGAGUCCGAAGACGAGGAUGACGGAUCUAAGCCAAAGAAGGAGGCGCCUGAGUGCAAGCAGAGCUAAACCACCGAACCACCUGCGCGGAACCACCCUUGCUUUUGGAUGAGGGUGUUUCAAUCAUGAUGCGCGAUUUGCCACCCCCUUUACACAGUUCGUUUUCCGUUUUCCGAACCUCUAAAAUCGAAUCAUGCAACCCCUCAUACCUCAGUUGUCCUUCUCAUCCAAGAAUUUCCUUUUUUUUGAACCAAAUAUGGAGUGUAAUAUCUUUCUCCCUGUGCGCGCUUCCCCAUUUCCACCCCCAGCAUCGUUAUCCUGUCUUGAACCUGGUAUCAUAAAGCUACAGAGGCUUCUUAAAACUGGCCUCAUCACUAUUCUUGCCUGAGUCAUAUAUUUCGCCUUUUCCCAUCAAAUCGGGAUCAGGUCUUGACGCGAGGUGCUGGUCAGAGCUUCUUGGCGUGAGGCGUGGUUGAAUUAGAAAUUGCCUGUGUUACUUAUUUGCUGCAAGUAUGCGUUCGAAUGUGAUGUAGAAGGACCAUGAUAUAUUAACUGCCGUUUCCUAUACUGCUG
This is a messenger RNA of Coccidioides posadasii C735 delta SOWgp, 1823 nucleotides long. RefSeq lists its product as uncharacterized. Gene Ontology annotation, molecular function: chromatin binding; histone binding. Gene Ontology annotation, cellular component: chromatin; nucleus. The record is from RefSeq and is a predicted model, not a curated record. Lineage: Eukaryota; Fungi; Ascomycota; Eurotiomycetes; Onygenales; Onygenaceae. Gene Ontology annotation, biological process: nucleosome assembly.